Rattus rattus (black rat) is the source of this 1909-nucleotide messenger RNA. RefSeq names its product melanoma-associated antigen 10-like. Gene Ontology annotation, biological process: negative regulation of transcription by RNA polymerase II. The transcript is spliced from 4 exons. Gene Ontology annotation, cellular component: nucleus. Bases 220 to 1497 code for a protein of 425 amino acids. The record is from RefSeq and is a predicted model, not a curated record. NCBI's taxonomy places the organism in Eukaryota, Metazoa, Chordata, Mammalia, Rodentia, Muridae.
AGCUUGGUGGCUGCUACCUGGAGCUCUCUGUCCGAAGUCUAAGAGAGAAAGUAAACAUCUUCAUCAGAAGAGAAAGCUGUCUGGGAAAAAGGAAUAGCAGAUCACCAGAGGGAAAAAUCUGCCUGGAGUUCAUCAGGAUCCUAAAGUACAAGCCACAUAGAAAGGCUGGAGAACUCUGAGGCUAUUCCAUAUCAUCUGGAGAAAAUUGAAAGCAAAAUAAUGUCUCGCUACGGAAAGCACCCACGCCUCAGCCUGGAAGAAGGCGUAAACCUCCAGAAUCCAACUGAAACGGAUGAAGUGAUGUUCCCAGUAGUUCCCACACCUGAGGAAGAAGAGAGAGAGGGAGACGAGGAGGUCCAACAGGAAGAGGAAGGAGAUACCAAUGAACAGGAAAAUGAGGGCGAUAACAAUGAAAAGGAAGAAGAGGAGAAAGAAGAGGAAAAGGAAGAGUCUGAUGACCAAGUGAAUGAGGAAGAAGCUGAGACUGGAGAAGAAGACUUAACUUCCAUCUUUUUGCCAUCUUCUAAUGUCUCUUUAGCUACUUUCUCACCUCCAUCUCCUUCCUCCUCCUCCUGCUCCUCCUCCUCUUUUUCUUCUUCUUUUUCCUCCUCCUCUUCCAUCUUUUCUCUGUUUCAGGGCAACCUAGGGGAGAAUGAGGGCUUUGCUCUCGGGAUGCUGGGCAUUUUUCAGAAUGCUCACAGCUUCUUUCCCUCACCUACUUUGGGGGGAAAUUUAGAUGAAGGAGUUGACUCGGAGGAAGAGAGUUCAGGUGUCAUCUCGUCUCCAGAAGACCCUGGCUCCCUGGUCAAUACUAUAAUACAAGAAAAGGCUACUGAUUUGGUGUUCCUUUUCAUUUACAAGUAUAGAAUGAAGGAACCCAUUACAUUAAGUGAAAUCCAUGAGGUUGUCACUAAAGAGCAUGAGAACCAUUUUCCUGUCAUUUUCACUGAAGCUUCUAAAUGCUUGGAGAUGACCUUUGGGAUUGAUAUAAAGGAAAGUGAUCUCCUAAGCAGUGCUUAUGUUUUUGUCAACUCACUGAACCUAACCUAUGAAGAUGUGCUGGAUGACACUGAUAGGCUGCCUAGAAAUGCUUUUCUGAUAGUUAUUCUGGGUGUAAUAUUCAUAGAAGGGAACUGUGCUUCUGAAGAAAGAAUCUGGGAGUUCUUGAAACUGGUAGGAGUGUAUGAUGGAGAAGAGCACUUCAUUUGUGGGGAUCCCAGGGAGUUCCUCACCACACAUCUAGUGCAGCAAAAUUACCUGGAAUAUCGGGAGGUGCCUAAUACCCAGCCUCCAUGCUUUGAGUUCCUGUGGGGUCCAAGAGCCUGUGCUGAAACUACCAAGAUGAAAGUUUUGGAAUUCUUGGCAAAGAUGAAUGGGUGUGAACCAUCUGAUUUCUCAGUCUGGUAUGAAGAGGCUUUGAGAGAUGAGGAAGAAAGGGCCUGGGCCUUAAAUAACUCUGCAAAUCGAAGCCCAAAUAUGUGGUUUGUAGAGCGCUGAUCACUGGUUUCUCUUACCCAGUGUGAGGAAUCCCAUUUGCUAUGGAUUCACUCUAAUUUUGAAAAGAGCAGUCAAAAUUUUAAGUAAGUCAAAAUCAAACAGGGUCAGUAGAACAGUGUCACUCUACUAAUUGAGGUUUUCUUAACUAUUUUCAUUUUGGCUUAAUGUUAAAUGUUGCUCAUCUUAAGGGAAAGUGUAUUACCUCUCAAAUCUGUGAUUGAAACUGAUAACAAAAUUAUUACUGUUUGUUUAAAAUUAUGGUGGAAAAUUAUAUAAUGUUAACUUUUGAUUGUUUUAAUUCUUUUAGUCUAUUCUGUAAAAUUGAAAUGUACUAUGCAUCUGUUUUCCAGACUUAUGUAGAAAAUAGGACAUGAAAAUAAUUCUUAAUAAAGACUGCUCACUUACUCAUUCA